Molecule: messenger RNA, 2533 nt
Organism: Plutella xylostella (diamondback moth)
Lineage: Eukaryota; Metazoa; Arthropoda; Insecta; Lepidoptera; Plutellidae
Gene: Mer
Product: ezrin/radixin/moesin family protein merlin
Cellular component (GO): cytoskeleton
Molecular function (GO): actin binding
Source: RefSeq, a predicted model, not a curated record
UGACAAACAAAACAAAACGCAUGUAUUUUUUACCAAAUGCCAAAUUUCAUUCACUUGUAUUUCAUUGACGUUUUUCUUGUUUGUAAAUAAAUCAGCUAGAAAUAGUACGUUAUGCUAAAUUAAACGCAUUCCUCAGCCAACUGAACAUUACGUAAACAACCAUUGCACAGGAAUUAAUUAAAAUCCAUUUAUUUCGCGUCAUAACCUAUCGACAAGUAUUUGUGCCAUGCAAUGACCGCCUUACAAAAGUGUUUAUAUUGAGUGAUAUAGUAUAACAAUGCCGCCGUUUCGGAGGAAAAAGACUUCCAAAUCGUUCCCCGUUAAAGUGUGUACACUCGAUGCGGAAUUGGAGUUCAACCUUGAGUGGCGAGCGACCGGCCGUGACUUGUUUGACCUGGUCUGCAGAACCAUCGGGCUCCGAGAGACCUGGUUCUUUGGACUGCAGUUUGAGGACACCAAACACUUUAUUAGCUGGCUGAAGCUAGAUAAAAGAGUGCAAGAGCAAUGCGUGUCGCAGAUGCCGGGCACGCCCUUCAUGCUGCUGUGCAAGCUGUACCCCGAGGACGUGGCCGAGGAGCUCAUCCAGGAGGUCACGCAGCAUCUGCUGCUAUUGCAGGUGAAGCAAGCGAUCCUGAGCAUGGACAUCUACUGCCCGCCCGAGGCGUCCGUGCUGCUCGCCAGCUACGCCGUGCAGGCCAAGUAUGGAGACUACGACGAGAGCGCGUGCAAGCCGGGCAUGCUGGCCAGCGAGGACCUGCUGCCGCAGCGCGUCAUCGACCAGUACCAGAUGACGCCCGAGAUGUGGGAGGACCGGAUCAAAAUAUGGUAUGCGGACCACAAAGGAAUGUCUAGAGAUGAAGCCGAGAUGGAGUAUCUGAAGAUAGCACAAGACCUAGAUAUGUAUGGCGUCAACUACUUUCACAUAAAGAACAAGAAAGACACAGACCUCUACCUCGGGGUCACAGCUCUAGGACUCAACAUAUACGAGAAGGACAACAAGCUGACGCCGCAGACCACGUUCCCCUGGUCCGAAAUCAAACACAUCUCGUUUGAUGACAAGAAGUUUGUGAUUAAGUUCGUGGAUAAGGGCGUGACGAAUUUUAUUUUCUUCUCGCCUAAAGGGAUGAAUAAAUUGAUCCUGGACCUGUGCAUCGGCAACCACGACCUGUACAUGCGGCGGCGCAAGCCCGACACCAUGGAGGUGCAGCAGAUGAAGGCGCAGGCCAAGGAGGAGAAACAGCGUCGUCAAAUAGAGAGAAACAAGUUAUCCCGAGAGAAGCAACUCCGAGAGGCGGCGGAGAGAGAGAGAGCCGCCAUGGAGCAGAGACUGCUGCAGUACCAGGAGGAGAUACGACUCGCCAAUGAAGCACUGCGUCGUUCAGAAGAGACGGCAGAACUGCUGGCGGAGAAGGGGCGCGUGGCGGAGGAGGAGGCGGCGCUGCUCGCGCAGAAAGCAGCUGAUGCCGAGCGGGAGAAUGCGAGAUUGAGGCUGACGAAUAUCAAGACUGAGGAGGAGAAGGUGCACCUAGAGCGCAAGACGCGCGAGGCGGAGUUCCUGACGGCGCGCCUCGUCGAGGAGUCGGAGAAGCGCGCCGCCGAGGCCGAGCGACUCAAAGCCGAAUUAGUAACCGCGAGAGUAGCGGAGAAACAAGCCAAAGAAAAGUUAUUAAAUUUCCUCAGUCGGACAUCAACGGGGUCACUGCCUACUGACACAUCACUAUGCAACGGAUCGUAUGGCUCGGAGACGCAAACUUGGACGUCGCCGCGGCCCGCCGCGCCAGCGCCGCCCGACAUCGACUAUACCUCAUCAACAGUCCCGUCAAGCCUGUUCCCCUCAACAUGUUCGCUGCCAGCGGUGCUCUCCCCCCCGUCCCCCGCGGCCGGGGGCGCGUCCCCCGAGCACGAGCUCACGGCGUACCAGCUGGUGCCUGAUGAUGCGGACCCGCACAUACAGAGGCUGUCUAUAGAGAUUGAGAAGGAGAAAGUGGACUACCUAGCGAAAUCCAAGCACUUACAACGGCAGCUAGACUCUCUCCGUUGCGAGUUCUCAGUCUUACGCGUCGAAGACUCCCACUUAGCAACUCUAGAUCGGCUGCACGAGGCGCAGGCGCGCGCGGGAGACAACAAGUACUCGACGCUGAGGAAGCUGAAGCAGGGCGCCGCGGCCGCCAGGGUCGCCUUCUACGACCAUCUGUGAGAUGCGGAUUCCACACGGCAUAUCCAACGCACACACGCGUACAUUUUGUAUGUUCAUACCAUUUUCUUCAUUUAUUUAUACUACGACAUAUUGUUAAGUACACUUUUUUACGAAACUAGGUGUAAACUAUAAAACAUAUAUUAGAUUGUGUAAUAUAAUCUGUUAUUGUGUAAGAUUUGUUUGUUGUAAUAUACAGGGUGUUGCAGAAGUGUUAAGUAUAGUAAACCGAAAGGGGGUGAAUUAAAGGGCUAUACUGAACAACUACAAAUACAAAUACAAUACAAUACAAAAUAUAUUUAUUUGACCCAUUUUCACACACAUUUUACAAAUACACAA